This is a messenger RNA of Colletotrichum navitas, 1428 nucleotides long. RefSeq names its product methyltransferase domain-containing protein. The record is from RefSeq and is a predicted model, not a curated record. Gene Ontology annotation, molecular function: methyltransferase activity. Lineage: Eukaryota; Fungi; Ascomycota; Sordariomycetes; Glomerellales; Glomerellaceae. The transcript has 4 exons. Bases 238 to 1305 code for a protein of 355 amino acids.
UGCAGUUGAUAAUUUCCACUGACCGUCUCCACGAUUCCCACCCCCCCGUCGAGGUAUUGUCGUCUUCGGGUGUGGACUUCUCUCGGUUGCCGUUCCCUUUUUUCGAAGAAAAGAAGCGAUGAUGUCUGUCUGCGGCUCAAAAUCAUUGUGAAACAUCAGCUGGUCAAGAGAAUUCUGCUUUUUAAAAAUAAGAAUAAAAAACAGUCCACCUGAUUUGCGAGCCACCGGUUCCCCAAAAUGUCGGCCGGAGAUGCGCCUCCUGCAUCAGCCGCCGCCGAGACCGAGCCCGCACUCGACUUCGAUGACGACUCCGCAACGACAAGCGCCGAUGAGGCGAGCGACAGCGAAUCUGCCGGCGACACUGAGUCCGAUCUGGAUUCCUCCCUCGGCGCCGACGUGCAGCCGUCCACCAUGUCUCUCCGAAGCAGUAUCCUCCGCUACCGCGAGGAGAACGGCCGUACGUACCACGCCUACAAGGACGGCGCCUAUCUCAUGCCCAACGACGACCUCGAGCUCGACCGCCUGGACCUCCAACACAACCUCUUCCUCCUCACCAUGAGGAACAGACUUCACUUGGCCCCCCUGGAUCGCGAGAACCCGCCCCAGCGCGUGCUGGACAUCGGCACCGGGACCGGCAUCUGGGCCAUCGACUUCGCCGACAACAACCCGACCUCCACCGUCAUAGGUGUUGACCUAAGCCCGGUGCAGCCGUCGUAUGUGCCGCCCAACGCCUACUUUCAGAUCGAGGACAUCGAGGAGCACCCGUGGACCUUUUCGCAAAAGUUUGACUUCAUCCACAGCCGAAUGAACACGGCCGGGAUCAGAGACUUCCCCGCUCUGUUCCGGCAAGCCUACGAGAAUUUGAACCCCGGGGGGUGGAUAGAGGUCACCGACAGCAUGCCUGCCACGUGCGACGACGGGACUCUGAAGGAGGACUCGGCGCUCGUCCAGUGCUGUCAGCUCCUGGCAAAGGGGACCGCGGCUCUGGGUACGCCGUUCGGUGCGGCCGCAAAGUACAAGGACCAGCUUCGGGAGGUGGGGUUCGUAAACGUGAACGAGGCCAUCUUCAAAUGGCCGACAAACGAAUGGGCCAGGCAUCCUAGGCAUAAAGAGCUGGGCACUUGGAGCCACGAGAACGCCAUGAUGGGCCUAGAGGCUCUCUGCCUUGCUAUCUUCACCCGGGUGCUGCUGUGGCCGAGAGAGAAUGUCGACGUUCUCCUGGCGGAGGUGCGGAACGAUUUGAAAAAUAGGGAAAUACAUGCAUACUGGCCCAUCCACGUGGUUUAUGCACGAAAACCAUUAUGAAGCAUUUGAGAUCUGAGCAUCAAACAAAAGAAAACCAGCAAGCGAAACGAAUACCCGACUCGUUUUAGUCUCACUAGCAUCCUGAUACGAUGAUUCACUCGGACCCACAACAUAUAAUAAGUG